AGCUAAGUUGUCAAUCAAACUGGCACAAACCGCCUGACAGUCAAAACCAGGUUGUUUGUUAUAAAUGGUACAUUUCAGCAGUAUGAACAGGGCAUUUUAGCUCGUUUUUCUGUGUGACUUCAGACCGCGGGAGGAUAUGCUGGUUUUUAAUCUACAAGAUCUCUGUCAGGAAGGAAGCACUCGCACUGCAAACCUGCAGACUCUGAGCUAACCCAUUUUUUAUAUUUAUCUGCUUCACCACUCCUGUUCACUGCGUUUUUUGGAAAUGAGAACGACAUUAUUCCUGCUGCACGCCAUCUCAUGCUGCUGGCUGGUCAGUGCCACUCUCUCAAAAACUGAUGCAAAGAAGUCGCAUAAAGCUGAGGCUGAGACAUCUCCAGCUGAGUUGUCUGUGUUGGAGAGAGGUCUCGUUAUGUCAGACCCGCCCUGGAAAGACAUAGUGAAGGAGGAAAAGAGAUACUGGGCUCACAUCAAGAAAACAUUUCAAGGACCGGUGCUUGGAUAUGUUACACCUUGGAAUUCCCACGGUUAUGACGUUGCCAAGAUGUUUGGUGCUAAACUCUCUUCGAUGUGUCCAGUUUGGCUUCAGCUGAGGCGACGGGGGCCUGAAACGUUUGAUGUCACUGGACUCCACGAUCAUGACCCAGGCUGGGUCAAAGCUGUACGCAAGUCUAACAAAAAAGUCAGGAUCGUGCCUCGGCUGUUAUUUGACGGUUGGUCAUACCAGGACUACAUGAGUGUGCUGGGGAGUGAAGAUGAAAUUGAAGAGCUGGGAAGUGAGCUGGUGGAUGUUGCAAAGACUGAAGGUUUCGAUGGUUUCACGUUGGAGCUGUGGAGCCAGCUAGGAGGCAACAAAAGAAAGGAGCUGGUCCAUUUAGUGAAACACAUCUGUGAGACUUUGAAGGCUAAAAGAUUAGACUGCAUUCUUGUCAUCCCACCUGCUGUGACAAGUGCGGGGCAGCCAGGCAUGUUUGGCAGGGAAGAGUUUGAGCAGUUGGCUCCUGUAGUCGAUGGAUUCAGCCUCAUGACGUACGACUACUCCAGCGGGGCCAGACCGGGCCCGAGCUCCCCUCUGCCCUGGGUGAGAGACUGUGUUCUCCAGCUUGCUCCCAACACGCAGUGGAGACAAAAGAUCCUGCUUGGACUCAAUUUGUACGGCCUUGAUUUUGCGAGCCAGGGAACAGAGCCAAUCCUGGGAGGAAGGUACAUCGAGAUUUUGCGAGAACACAGGCCAAAACUUCUCUGGGACGAAUAUUCUGCAGAGCAUUAUUUCACUUACAAGAGGAACAAUGCCGUUAAGCAUGUGGUUUACUAUCCGUCACUGAAGUCAAUCUACCUGAGGGUCUCUUUGGCUACUGAACUGGGAACAGGAAUUUCCUUAUGGGAAUUAGGACAAGGACUGGACUAUUUCUAUGAUCUCCUAUGAGAGUUGGACUUGAUAGUGAUAGUGAGUGUGGACUUUGGACCAUCAGCACAUGAUUUUUUUCUCUUUUUUCUUUGAACAUGGAGUACCAAAAAUUCAGGCCCAGUAUGCAGGUUUAUUUCUGUUUUGUUUUUUUUGCUUUCGAGUGAACUCUGAAACGUGCUGUGAAUACUCAUCUUGUUUGAGGGUCAUGAAAGUGCUGUGAAAUCUUCUCUAUAUGAUCAGUUUCAGGGUUUCUUGAUUCAAACAAUAACUAACAGCAGACACAAGGUACUUCGGUAUGUUAUUCCUUUUAAUUGAUGGUACUGUGGAGAAAAAAAUCAACUUGUACAGUUCAUUCAGAGUUCAGUGACAUGUCAUUAUUAAACAACAGAGGGUGCAUGAUCAUCAAUAUGUAUAAAGUUCAAAUGAAGGAUUAUAUUCUUCUCUUGUUCACGUGCCACUGACAUCUGCAGCCAGCCUUCAGUCCAAAUCCAGAAAUCUUCUGCUGUUUUUCUCUCCAUUUUAUUCAAACAUUUCUGCUCUUGGAUGCAGACUUGCUUGCUGUGAAGAUGCAUCCUUCUCCGGCUUUAAACAUCCUGCUUUCCCCCCCCCUUUUUUUUUUUUUUUUUCAAAUCAAGACAUUUGAUUGUGUGGCUUUUAUUGGGUUUACAAUAACAGCAUUGAAAAAGUAAUGAAGUUGUAUUUACAGUGUUGCCAAACAUCUGAACCAGCAUCUUCCAAUAUUUGUCUGAGAUGAAUGUUUGUUUAAUUACAUGAAUAUAAAUGUGCAACAACUAAGCAGUUAAAUCUGAGUGCUCCUGA
This is a messenger RNA of Centropristis striata (black sea bass), 2227 nucleotides long. It is a transcript of the gene chid1, whose product is annotated as chitinase domain containing 1. Gene Ontology annotation, biological process: carbohydrate metabolic process. The record is from RefSeq and is a predicted model, not a curated record. The coding region runs from base 266 to 1426 and encodes 386 amino acids. NCBI's taxonomy places the organism in Eukaryota, Metazoa, Chordata, Actinopteri, Perciformes, Serranidae. The transcript has 12 exons. Gene Ontology annotation, cellular component: extracellular region. Gene Ontology annotation, molecular function: chitin binding; oligosaccharide binding.